UAUCAAAGUUAGCAGAGUAACUGACUUCUAUAGUGAAUUUAGUUUCUUUAGUGUUAUUUAUUAUUUAUAAAUAAACUAUGUAAUAUUAAGUGGUUUUGUGAAGUGAUUUCUGUUCAUAGGAAUUGUUUUUAUAAAGAAUGGCCGAAAUAAUAUUCCAGCGGCGAAAGAUCGCGACGGUGCUAUCGGACCCGAACCCCCUGAUCAUCUUGCUGCUCCUGUCACUACUUCAGCCAUGUUGGUCGCAGGUCACCAACAAGCCUCCUCACUUUGUGCCUCAGAUAGGAGACAUGUCACAGUUUAGUUUAUCUGAGGAUACUCCUGUGGGGACACCGGUGUAUCAUUUGAAAGGAGUGGAUCCAGAGAAUGGUCCGCUGCGUUACUCCAUAUCUGGCCAGUAUUUCUCAGUAGACUCUAUGACUGGAGUCGUCACGCUCGCGAAGACUUUGGACAGAGAAGAACAAAGUGCUUUGGAAGUCAUCAUCAGUAUUACUGAUGAAGGAAUAGCAGAUACGGAACCAAACACAGUAUCAUUGAGGCGAGUCAUUCCAGUGAAAGAUGUGAAUGAUAAUCCACCAGUCUUCCACAACAGGCCUUAUAUUGUGAAUAUUAGUGAAGCUACUCCUAUCGGAACUGAGAUUGAGGUAAACCCAAAGAUAACAGUCACAGAUCGAGAUGAAGGUGAAAAUGCGAGGAUACGAGUGAUAUGUUCUACCAAAGAGAAGGGGAGCGAUACAGAGGGAUGCGCUACCUUUAGAAUUCAAACUGAUAUGAUAACACCAAACGAAUACCAAGUACGGCUGUUUUUAAAUCAGCCGUUAGACUUCGAAAGCCGAUCAGCUUACGUCAUCAGUUUAGAAGCUACUGAUUCAUCUAGCAGACCACUGAGAGCACUAGCUAGUGUAGCAGUAGCCGUAUGGGAUGUACAAGAUCAACCGCCAGUAUUUCUUAAUCCACCAUUCUCGGCUACAGUACCAGAAAAUACACCACCCAAUACAAGCAUUAUGGAAAUUAUAGCCAAAGAUGGUGACACAGCUAAUCCACGACCAGUCUUGCUGACCCUUGAAGGAGACUCUCAGCAGUACUUCAAAUUACUUCCCGACAGGCCUUUGGGACGCGCUACACUGGUCGCCUCCGACAUUCCUAUAGACAGGGAAAGUGAUGUCGUGAUGCAAAACGGAGGCGUUUACAGUUUCUUUGUCAAGGCCACAGAAUUAAUAAACAAUGAAGUGCCCUCAGACUUCACAGUGACAACAAUCACCAUAAUAGUAACAGACGUUGAUGACCACGUUCCAAAAUUCAAUAAAGAAGAGUUCGAUAUAUCGAUACCUGAGAAUAUUGAAAACGGCAGUCCGAUCCCUGGGCUCUCAAUUUAUGUUGAAGAUCAUGAUAUAGGACAGAAUAGUAAAUACGAUUUAAAACUACGAGAUGUAUGGAAUUCUGAAGGCGUUUUCGCACUAAGUACAGACCAUGGCGAGGGAAGAACUCCAAUUAGUAUCAAAGUUAAAGAUUCUUCAAGACUUGAUUAUGAAGUAGACGAUGAUAAUAAGCGAUUAUUUAAUUUCGAUAUUGUUACAAUGGCUAAUGGCGUAGAGUUAUCCUCGGCUCGCAUUAACAUUAAACUUCUUGAUAUGAAUGACAAUGCUCCAGUUUUUGAACAAUCCAGUUAUAAAUUCAAUGUGCCUGAAAACGCAACUAUAGGCACUAAAAUUGGGGAUGUAUUUGCUACUGACAGAGACUAUGGAAUAUUUGGUGAAAUAGAGUACACUUUGACUGGAUUUGGAUCCAACAUGUUCAAGACUGAUAGAAAUACUGGUGGUCUAUAUGUGCGACAGAUACUGGACUAUGAGAAACAAAAGAGUUAUAGUUUAACGCUCUUUGCUAAAGAUGGAGGUGGUAAAGGGUCUACUGCCAGUAUAUUUGUUGAAGUUUUAGAUGUUAAUGACAAUGCGCCUUUAUUUGAGGCCGCAGAAUAUACAAGAACUAUAAGAGAUGGUGCUACCAGUUUUGAACCACAAUUAGUUGUUCGAGCUACUGACGCUGAUGGUCCUACCCAAGGAGACGGUCAAAUUAAAUACUCGUUAGAAUCUGAUAACAGCAUUAGUCGUAAAGGCAAUGUGUUCACCAUUGAUGAAGAUACGGGAGAAAUAAGUAUAAUUGAAAAAGUUGAUAGUAUGGACACUCCUCGAGGUCAAUAUGAGCUGAUUGUAAGAGCUACUGAUUACGGCGUUCCGCCCCUGCACAACGAAACACGAGUAUUUAUUCGAGUUGGAGUACCAGGAAACCAACGACCCACAUUCAAAGGGAACUAUCACCACUACAAAUACACAGUGUCUCAACACAGUCCUGAAACUACUGAAGACUUUACUUUUGAUCUAAAUCCAAUGAAUUACAAAGCAAAUAUUAGGGAAGAUGCUAAGCCUGGUCAAAAUGUGACUAUGGUAGUUGCUAAUGAUCCGGAUGGACUUGAUGAUUUGCUAACGUACCAUAUCGUAUCAGGUUCUAGAGAUAAUUUUGUGAUCAAUGAAAAAUCUGGUCUUAUAACAGUGUCUAACGAUGCAAACCUAGACCGUGACAUAAAUCCAGACCGAUAUGAAAUCAUCGUAUCGGCAGUUGAUAGUGGAAUACCUAUACCAGAAACAGCAACUACCACAGUGUUUGUUACAAUCCAAGAUGUCAAUGACAAACCUCCCAAAUUCAACGUGACUGAAUCGACAACACACAUUUCUGAAAAAGCAAAGGUCGAUGACCCAGUAACUAAAAUUAUAGCUUAUGAUACGGAUGUCAAUUCUAAACUGCACUACAGUAUAGUGCAACCAAUUAAAGCCCUUUCCAAGGCUGGUGUUCAGCUGAAACCUAAUUCACCAUACGACUAUAAACACAUGUUUCGUAUCAAUGAAAACACAGGAGAAAUAUUUGUGAACGGAACUUUGGAUUACAGUAUGGCAUCGAUAGUUAUUCUGACGAUUAAAGUUGUAGAUAUUAACGCUGAAAUAAAUAAAGAGAAGCAAUUUGCAAUGAUAGAACAUACGAUUUAUAUACAGCCUUACGCUGACAAGAAUCCUCAAUUUACCAACGCAGGCUGGACUAGUUCAUAUCCUGUGAUUUAUCAUAAAAUUAAAGAAGAACAGCCUAUUGGCAGCACUGUUCUUGUGCUUAUGGCUGAAGACCCUGUAUCAGGGCAUUUAGUAUCAAGCUAUAAAGUAAUCAAUGCAGAAACUGGUCUGCUUCAAGUAGAUCCUCUAAGUGGACAAGUGGUAUUGACCAAACAUUUGGAUUAUGAGGACUUAACGACGACUAAUUUAACAAUAACAGUGAAGGCAUCAAGUAAUGAUGGCAGCAAACACAGUAUUGCCAAAAUAAUUAUUGAAGUCAUGAAUAUUAAUGACAAUCCACCUAUUUUCGAAAAAGAGCUUUACAAAGUAAGCGUUCUCGAGUCAGUGAAAUAUCCAGAACAGAUUGUAACAGUGAAAGCACAUGAUGCUGAUGCAGUUCUAACUGAAGAAGACAAAAUCAAAGGUUACUCAGAUAUCAGAUACAAGCUGAGAGGCGAAAAUUCUGACCUAUUUAAAAUUAAUAACGUUACGGGAGCUAUACAGGUAGCUGAAAACAAAACUCUGGACAGAGAACGGCAGUCGGUACUCAGGCUCGAAAUUGAGGCAUCUGAUACUCCAAGCGGAGGUGCAGACAAAUUGAAAACUACCGCCACUAUUCUUGUCGAUGUUUUAGACGUUGAUGACAAUGCACCUGAAUUUGAGAAGAAUGUUUAUACUGCUGUUGUGCCAGAAAAUGUACCAAUCGGUAUAAGCGUCAUUAAUGUUACCGCCACAGAUCCCGAUGAGGGAUUAGGAGGAGAAAUCAAAUACGAAUUCUUGGAUGAAGGAGAGGCAAAUGGCCUCUUCACAAUUGACGCUACAACUGGAGAAAUAAAAACCCGUAAAGACCUUACUGGUCGUGGUCGUACGGAUCCAUACAGACUGUUAGUUGGUGCGACUGAUGGCGGUGGACACUCUGGAGAUACAUCAUUAUCUCUAUAUAUCGGAGAUGUCAGUGCCAACGAUGGUGUACCAAGGUUUAUAAGACCUGCCGCCGGAGAAAUACUAAGCAUUAGUGAGAAUGCUACUAUAGGAUCAGCUGUGUAUCAAGUGGUGGCAAGUGACCCAGAUGAUCCGACUCAGCCUUCAGGACAACUGUUUUACUCUAUACAGCAAAGCAAUGCUGACGCCAAAAUCUUUGCAAUCGAUCCUCAUUCGGGACAAAUCACGACCCGACAGUCAUUGGACAGGGAACGCAAAGCAUCGUACACACUAGUGCUGCUUGUGACAGACAGAGGUCAACCACCUCAGCAGAGUACUAGGAUCGUCACUGUUAUGAUUACUGAUGUUGAUGAUCACAAACCGCAUUUUGGAAGGAACUCGGAUGAUCCUCCAGUACUAAUGACAGUGAAAGAAGAAGUUCCUAUCGGUACUGUUAUUGGUCAACUAGAAGCAAUUGAUGAAGAUAUUGAUGAGAAUGCAGCUGUCGACUAUGCUAUUACUGUUGGUAACGACUAUGGUUUGCUGAAGUUAGAAAGAACAAAUGACAGUAAGGCCCAGAUAAUAACAGCAGCAAGACUUGACAGAGAAGAGAUUUCCAAACAACUUAUUACUGUAAAGUGCUUCAAGUACGGAACCAAACCAAGACUGAACAAAUCGUAUAAUAGACUGGACCCCUCAGAAAUCCAACUGCUGAUAAAAGUCUUAGAUAUAGACGAUCAUCUACCAGAAUUCGAGAGUGCCAACAUGACAGUAGGAGUCAGAUUGAACGUGCCCAUAGAUACCUUAAUAGCUACAGUCAAAGCUACUGAUAAGGACCCUGAUGCUAAACCUAUUAAGUAUAGUAUAGUAAAUAUGACUUUUGAAUCUCCAAUUAAAGGAAAAUCGCUGAAUAACAUCAGUUAUGUAAUUGUAUUAAAUAAUGUUACUGGAGAUCUUAAGAUAAUGAAGAAUUUGAUACAUUAUGCGGAUGGAAUAUUCAGGUUGGUGAUCCGAGCAAACAAUACCGAAGAUCUUGAGAGGUUUAGUGAUAUCUUAGUUGAGGUGAUAGUAGUGAGGGAACGUGACCUCCUCCGGCUGGUGAUGUCAGGAGGAACUAGGCAGAAGUACGCCGACCUUCGAGACAGGAUGUCAGCAGCGCUCGCGCAGAAGGGACUGAGGAUGCAGCUUCAUGAUGCGAAUAACGCCUUCUUUGCUAAUCCUGGGCCAUGCUUCCAAUUCAGAAAAGUGGAUUCGGGCGAGGCAUUAACUCCCAAAGCUAUGAAGGCGACUAUCCGUGCCCUAGGCACUGAGUUUCAGGAGAUAUUGGAAACGUUCAAUGUACAUAAUAUAACGAGUUGUGGCGUGUCUCGCACGAAGCAUUCGCCGGCGCAGCAUGCAUUGCUGGGCUUGGCUGCUGUGUUACCCUUCGCGGCUUUUAUAGCCACGCUUGUAUUGUGCUGUAUGCAUUCUAGUGCCAAGAAAAGGGCCCGAGAAGCCCUAUUAAUAUCAAGGGAACCACCGCCAGUGGCAGCCAGCAAUAUUUCAGUGCCAACAAGAUUGUAUGCCGAACCGCUCUAUACAACGUGACUAACUAGAAUUAAUUGGUAGUAGAACUAAGGUUACACACAAGACAUUAUGUUUUGACAGCAUACAGGCAAGAUUCUAAGUGGGUGGCACCGUGACGCACACCAAUGUUUGUUGUGGUUUACUAGCAAACAGAAACAAAUAUAUACGCGGAGUUGCAACUUUUGUGUAUGAACACAUAACUGUGCACUCCCGCCCACACAGAUUUUGUUGGAAAAUAAAAUCUACGUAAAGGUAUUUUGGUGGAAUCUCGCUAUAAAACGCAAAGUUGGACAUAUAAAUUUUCUAAGUGCUGUGGAUUUCUAUAACUGAUUCAUCAGCUAUUUUGUGUUAACAGAUAGAAUUUUGACAUAAUUUACAUAGUUAAAAUUCAAUCUCUACGCAACAUAACGGUAAAAUCAGUUAUAGAAAUCAAUCAUAAAUUAACUACCGAUAUUGAUUAUUCACAUGAAUUUUAAUUUCAUCACAAUGAAAGUCCAUUUUUACCAUUGAUUUUUCUGCAAAUGGAAUUUGAGUCCAAUUUAACUAGAACAAUAGUUUACUCUGUCACCUUAAUGUUCUUUUAUUUUUAAACCGAUUCUAAUAUAUUAUCUUUUAUCUUUGCUUUAUACUCGUAGAAAGUUUUGUUAAAGUAUGUGUGUUGUAAGUGAGUGUGUUUUGGUUAUGUUUUAUGAUGAGUGACUAUAAAUGAAAGUGAGUGAGUGAGUGAGUGUCUGUCUAAAAUGUUAAUUUCCAGCAAAGGCUGUUUUGAAGAGAUGGUACCAAUUGAUUAAA
Molecule: messenger RNA, 6371 nt
Organism: Helicoverpa zea (corn earworm)
Lineage: Eukaryota; Metazoa; Arthropoda; Insecta; Lepidoptera; Noctuidae
Gene: Cad74A
Product: cadherin-23
Exons: 24
Coding region: 138-5600 (1820 amino acids)
Biological process (GO): homophilic cell-cell adhesion
Cellular component (GO): plasma membrane
Molecular function (GO): calcium ion binding
Source: RefSeq, a predicted model, not a curated record